This is a messenger RNA of Xyrauchen texanus (razorback sucker), 5216 nucleotides long. RefSeq names its product probable E3 ubiquitin-protein ligase HERC3. The record is from RefSeq and is a predicted model, not a curated record. Lineage: Eukaryota; Metazoa; Chordata; Actinopteri; Cypriniformes; Catostomidae. Gene Ontology annotation, molecular function: ubiquitin-protein transferase activity. The coding region runs from base 165 to 3302 and encodes 1045 amino acids. The transcript is spliced from 25 exons.
CAAUAAUCUGACUCGUUACUUCCUUGUUUUUGUCGGAUCCAUUAAACACAGAGACGUAAUGCAUUUUACCAGAUCCAUCGUUUUCAACAGGCGGAGACGGCAAGGCUGUAUAGCCUAGGAGCUCUACUUUCAUCCAACCUUCUACCCCUCUGUUUAUGUGAAUAAUGAUGCUGUGUUGGGGAAGCAGUGAUUCGGGUCAGCUGGGCAUCGGUGCAUCCGAAGUGCCGGUCUCUGAGCCCAGGAGCUGCUGCAUGUUUGACGGGAGGGGUCUGAAAGAAGUGGCAUGCGGUAGCCACCACUCACUCUUCCUUUUGCAUGACGGGAGCGUGUACACAUGUGGCUCCAACAGCUACGGUCAGCUGGGCCAUGACAAGGCAGGAGCCAGGCCAGAGCUGGUUGGAGCUCUGGAUGCUCAAAAGAUAGCUGGCGUAUCGUGUGGUCAGACUCACUCUCUGGCUGUGAAUGAGCAGGGGCAAGUGUUUGCCUGGGGGGCCGGUGAAGGUGGGCAGCUGGGUCUGGGUAUGGCUGAGGAGACAGUCCGGGUGCCCAGGUUGAUUAAAAAGUUAUGUGAGCAUCGAAUCUCACAAGUAAUGUGUGGCAACCAGCACUGUAUAGCACUUUCAAAAGAUGGUCAGCUGUUUGUAUGGGGUGAGAACUCUAGCGGUCAGUUGGGCAUAGGGAAGGGAGAGCCCAGCACACUGUCUCCUCAACCGCUCAAAUCUCUAAGUGGGAUUCCACUGUCUCAGAUCAGCGCUGGAGGAGACCACAGCUUCGCCUUGUCCCUCUCUGGAGCUGUGUUUGGCUGGGGGAAAAACAGCGCUGGACAGCUAGGGCUCAAUGACUCUCAAGACCGAGCUGUUCCCUGCCACAUUAAGUUUCUGCGGUCGCAGAAGGUUGUGUACAUCAGCUGUGGAGAGGCGCACACUGCUGCCUUGACUAAGGAAGGGGGUAUGUUCACAUUUGGAAACGGUUCAAGAGGACAGCUGGGCCACGACUCCACCAACAAUGAGCCUCUUCCACGCAGAGUGCUGGAGCUCAUGGGCACUGAAGUGUCUCAGAUCACUUGUGGACGGCAUCACACCCUGGCAUUUGUGCCCUCUACCGGUCUGGUUUAUGCUUUUGGCUGCAAUGCUCAGGGCCAGCUGGGUACAGGGAUGAGAGGAAAUGCCAAGAGCCCACUUCCUGUCAGGAACAUCCAGGCCCGGUGCAUUGGAAAUAUACACACAAAAAUGGAGUGCUACACCGUCAGUAAAAUUCACAGUGGAGGCGAUCAUAAUUUCCUGUUGUUGUCUAACAAGAGUUCAUGUUUUCCUGAGGAUUUCCGCAUCAUAAAUAUGACCAAAAGCAUUGCUCUGAUUAAUUCUGAGAAUCUGGACUGCUGGAGGAUGAAGCUCCAUGACAACAGCGAUUCAAGCAUCACAAAUGACAUCAUAGUCCUGUUAUCCUCUACUGCAUGUUGGAAUGCCAGCUUCUUGGACCAAAGUGAUGACAGUCAUUUUAAAACCAACCCCAAAGUCCCAGGCAUCGACUUAAACGCUGUCAGGCUUCUGUUUGAGACGUUAAUGAAACCAGCCUUUUCAAGACUGCUGGAGCAGGCCACGAAGAGCUUUGAGAGUCUGCUGAUCCCACAGCUGCCCUGCUCUCCUCCUGACGUGGAAGCCAUGAGGAUCUACCUAAUCCUGUCUGAAUGUCCUGCUCUCCAGGACUCCAAAAACUACAUCUCUCUCACCAUCCCUCUGGCCAUGGCCAUUCUCAGACUGGAUGCCAACCCCAGCAAAGUUCUUGAUAACUGGUGGUCUCUGGUGGAUUAUGAGGUGUUCUCCAGACUAGUGGAGAUGUAUAAAAGCAUUGUUGUGUUUUUGUUAACUGGUGGUAAAGCUCUCUUGAUGCCUGUGUUUCUGGAGAGCUACAUCAGUGCAGCCCUGAGACUGCUGGAGAAACUGCAUAAGGUGAACUUGAAGGCCCAUCGUGUGGAAUACAACCACUUCUACAUCCCUGAUAUCUCCAGCCUGGUGGACAUCCAGGAAGACUACCUCAAAUGGUUUCUGUGGAAAGCUGAUAUUAAAAUGCGAUACCCUCCAGUGCAAAGUUCUUUUACGUUAUGUGCCUAUCCGUUCAUAUUGAACGCGCAAGCCAAGACAACCGUGCUGCAAACAGAUGCUGAGCUGCAAAUGCAGAUGGCAGUAAGGGGCGCAAACUUGCACAAUGUCUUCAUGCUAUUGACCAUGGAGCCUUUGCUGGCAAGAAACCCUUUCCUGGUGCUCCACGUACGGAGAAACCAUUUAGUGAGUGACGCUCUGCGGGAGCUUACAGUCUACAAUGACAUAGACUUGAAGAAACCUCUUAAGGUCAUCUUUGAUGGAGAGGAAGCAGUAGAUGCUGGAGGAGUCACCAAGGAGUUUUUCUUACUCCUGUUGAAAGAGCUGAUGGAUCCGAUCUAUGGCAUGUUCACCCAGUACAGCGAGUCCAAUCUGCUCUGGUUCUCUGACAAAUGUUUCGUGGAGCUCAAUUGGUUCCACCUGAUUGGGAUCAUUUGUGGUUUGGCUAUUUAUAACUCCACUGUGGUGGAUCUACACUUCCCUCUGGUUCUCUACAAGAAGCUUCUAGAUGUUUCACCCACUCUUGAGGACCUGAAAGAGCUUUCUCCUACAGAGGGCAGGAGUCUGCAACAGCUUUUGGAGUUUGAGGGAGAUGUUGAGGAGACCUUCUGUCUGAACUUUGCAAUCACAAGAGAGUAUUAUGGGAUCACAGAGGUGAAAGAGCUGGUACAGGGAGGGAAAACCAUCGCUGUGGACAAGACAAACAGGAAGGAGUUUGUUCAGGCGUAUCUGCAGUAUGUGUUCAGUGACUCUGUUCAGGAGCUGUAUUCGGCCUUCUCCAGCGGUUUUCUGAAGGUCUGUGGUGGGGAGAUCCUUUCUCUCUUCCAACCCUCUGAGCUCAUGGCCAUGGUGGUGGGCAACAAUAACUACAACUGGGAGGAAAUGGAGAAGAAUGCCACAUACAAGGGUGAGUUCUCUGCUUCCCACCCGACCGUGAGGAUGUUCUGGGAGGUGUUUCAUGACUUCCCUUUGGAGAAAAAGAAACAGUUUUUAUUGUUCCUUACAGGCAGUGACCGCAUCCCUAUCCAUGGUAUGGCCAGUUUACGCAUAGUCAUCCAAUCGACCGCCGCGGAAGAGCACUACCUGCCUGUGGCUCACACUUGCUAUAACAUGCUAGACAUGCCCUGCUACCAGACCAAAGAGACCUUAUGGCACCGCCUCACACAGGCUGUGGAGCAGUACGAGGGCUUCAGUCUGGUCUGAGAGGGACUGCCGGGUACCGAGGUAGGGCUCCGGAGGUCUGGAAGCCGGUUGAAGGGAUCUUUGAGCAUCUGCUGACACUGCACUUUAAACUUGUGAAGAAAAAGGAACUAAAGCUGCUUUCGCAUUUACUUUACCACAGAAGAGCACAUACUGCAUCUAUUAUAAGUAAAUCUAUUAUUUUCGUAUUUUUUUCAGAGUGUCUCUGACCUAAUUUGGUUGCAUCAGAUGUAAAAAAAAAAUUCUUUUAUUUUUUUUUUUGUUAUGAAAGUUUAUAUUUUUAAAUAAUUAAAAAAUAUUAUUAGGCAUAUUCGGCAAAAUAAAUGAAAGCUUUAAAUUUCUUUAAAUAUUUUGUAAAUAUCAUUAAUGUUUUUGAAUCCAAAAAGGCAGAUUGCUCUCUAAGCCACAAUAUUUAGCUAUUUUGACUUUCUGGUAAGACGCAAACAAAUUUGGAACAAAUUUGCUAGUUAAAAUGCACCAAAUGCCCUCCUUUGCUUACUAUUGACCAGAGGUAUGCGUUUAAAUAAAUAUUCCAGGUUCAGUGCAAGUUACACUCUAUUGACAGCAUUUGUGGCAUAAUGUUGAUUAUCACAAAAAAAUAUUUUUGACAAGUCCAUCGCUUUUUAAAAAAAAAAAAAAAUGAAAAAGUUAGCAAGCGAUUUUUAUCACACAAAAAUCAAGUUAACACGCAUAUUGUAUACGACUUUUUGCCAUACAUUUGACACAGUGAGUAUUUUAACAUUUACGGAUUGGCCCCAUUCACUUCUAUUGCAAGUGCUUCACUGUAACCCAGAUUAUUGCUUUUUUCUUUAAAGAAAAGGAAGGACGUCAAAACAAAUUUUUGUGGUAAUCAACAUUAUGCCACAAAUGCUGUUGAUUGUAUCUUGAACAUGGAAUAAUCCUUUCAUGUCCAUCCAGAAAGAUCUCUGUUACAAGCCUCUCCUCCAAAUUGGGAGCUCGUCCAGGAUCAAGAAAAUAAAACCACCAAUAAAACGUACCAGACGGACAGUUUCAAACCCAACACACAAAAGGGUUUUAAUGUAAGAACAAAUCCCCUUGUUCCGAGCUUUACUCUUUCUAUCUGUGCUCAAAUUACACAGAUUAUGUAGUUCCGCACUUUCUAAAUUCAUUGAAACUUAUUUUUUUUGCAUUGAUGUAGAUUUUCAUGUCAUUAGAAACAUCAAAUGUCUCUUCUUAAAGGUAGGCAUGCAUGGACGUGCCAUGCUGGGGGUGGACGCUGAAGCUGCUUUUCGUAAAAUUUUGCAUUAUUUAAUCAAGGUAAAAAAAAAAAAACAUGGGAGCGGCUUUGGUUGAGAUUUUGUUGAAAAAUGUGAUCCAGCAAUAACUACUGGUUGAUGUGUACUAGUUAUGGUAUUUUAAAUAAGAUUUAAUCUGACAAAUGUGAAUAUUUUUAACAGUUGCAUAAUUUUUCCAUUCAAUCCAUUGCCGUUUUCGAUCAAGUCCCACCUGUUAUCUCGCAGAAAGGUCAUCUUAUAUACUGUAAAGGGGAUUUUUUUUUCUAAUCAUGCUUUCUUAAUGAACAGAGUUUGAGUUGAGUUGGUUUGCCAUUACAAAUGGAUCAAAGUGACUUGCCUAUGGUUCCUCAGUAGUUCUUGGUGUGUUGACAGAGAAUGAUAUGCGACUUUUAAUGGACCACAGUGAUGUUGUUUGCUGAGCCCUGUGGUCAGGUGUUUUGCAUCUAGCUGCAUGAGAUGUAUACAUUUUUCCAUCAUGUACAGUCACGUAAAGAAGUGUUCCUAUCCAACUUAAUCCUUUCUGUCAAUGUAUGCAAACAAGGGCUUCUUAGUGGCUGAUGCAUUGUUAUUUUAGUAAAGUAUAUUUACUUUUAUAGCUUUCAAAUGAAAUAUAUUGUUUUAUCUAUUUUUUCCAAAACAAUAAAAUUAUAAUUUCUCUUCA